AUGGUUGAUAUUUCUGGGGGUAUUCGUUCCCGUACAAAUACUGGUGGUCUUACUGGUAGACGCCUUAGAUGGGCUAUAACUCUUGUAGCAACUAUUGGUUUCUCGUUGUUCGGUUAUGAUCAGGGUCUUAUGAGUGGUCAAAUCACUGCUCCCCAGUUCAAUAAAGAAUUCCCUGCCACUGCAGGUACUUCUAGUCAUGCGACUGUAAUCCAAGGUGCUGUCACUUCAUGUUAUGAGCUGGGAUGUUUUUUUGGUGCUAUGUUUGCCCUAUUCAAAGGUGAAAAGAUUGGUCGUCGUCCAUUAAUUCUUCUUGGUUCUUCUAUUAUUAUUCUUGGAACCGUGAUAUCAGUGACUGCUUUUGGUCCUCACUGGGGUCUUGGUCAGUUCGUUGUUGGUCGUGUUAUUACUGGUUUAGGAAACGGUAUCAAUACUUCUCAGAUUCCCAUUUGGCAGUCUGAGAUUUCUAAAGCUGAGAACCGUGGUCGUUUGGUCAAUUUGGAGGGUUCAGUCAUUGCUGUCGGUACAUUUAUUGCUUACUGGCUCGACUAUGGAUUCUCCUUCACCAACACGUCAGUUCAAUGGAGAUUCCCAGUUGCUUUCCAAAUCUUCUUUGCUGGUUUACUUUUCUUCGGAAUGUGGUCUCUUCCAGAGAGUCCUCGUUGGUUGAUUAGCCAGGGUCGACAUGAGGAAGCCAUCUCGAUCUUGGCUGCUUUGAACAACACUGAUAUCAACGACGAACAGAUUAUUGCUGAAGCCAGAGUUGUUAUGGAAGUUGUUAGUCGUAACAAAGACCAGGCAAGCAUCAGAGAGGUUUUCACAGGUGGCAAGACUCAGCACUUCAGAAGAAUGCUUAUCGGUUCUUCGACCCAAUUUUUCCAACAAUUUACUGGCUGUAACAGUUCCAUCUACUACAGUACUGUGUUGAUGAAGACAUCUAUGAAUGUCUCUGAUUCUCUUGCUCUUAUUCUAGGUGGUGUUUUUGCCACUGUGUAUGCUCUUUCCACUAUCCCUUCGUUUUUCUUGAUCGAUAGUAUCGGAAGAAGAAAGCUUUUUAUUAUUGGUGCUUUGGGCCAAGGUAUCUCGUUUACAAUUACAUUUGCUUGUCUUAUUCCAAACACUAUGGAAGCAUCCAAGGGUGCUAUCGUUGGUCUCUAUCUCUUUAUCUUUUUCUUUGCUUUCACCAUUUUGCCACUUCCAUGGGUCUAUCCUCCCGAGAUUAAUCCUACCAGAACCAGAACUGUGGCUACUGGUUUCUCAACCUGUACUAACUGGUUAUCCAACUUCGUUAUCGUCAUGAUAACUCCUAUUUUUGUUACCAAUACGCGUUGGGGAUGUUAUCUUUUCUUUGCCUUGAUUAAUUUCUUAUUUGUUCCCAUUAUUUAUUUCUUCUAUCCAGAGACUGCUGGUAGGUCUUUGGAAGAGAUGGAUAUUAUCUUUGCCAAGGGAUACGUCGAGAAGAAACCUUACUUCAGAGUCGCUCAACAACUUCCCAGUCUCACUCCAGAACAAGUCGAGAACGAAGCUAUCAGUCUCGGUUUAUACGAGGCGCCAUCAGAGAAGGGUGACGCCGACUAUGUGGACGACAUCACUAAUUCAGAGACCACGUCUAGUUAA
Messenger RNA from Sugiyamaella lignohabitans, 1614 nucleotides. RefSeq names its product glucose-inactivated glycerol proton symporter STL1 (gene STL1). The transcript has a single exon. Bases 1 to 1614 code for a protein of 537 amino acids. Lineage: Eukaryota; Fungi; Ascomycota; Dipodascomycetes; Dipodascales; Trichomonascaceae. Gene Ontology annotation, biological process: transmembrane transport; carbohydrate transport. Gene Ontology annotation, molecular function: carbohydrate:proton symporter activity. The record is from RefSeq and is a predicted model, not a curated record. Gene Ontology annotation, cellular component: membrane.